AUGACGGCCAUCUUUGGGCAGGAGCUGAGCCCCGGCAUGGCGGCGCUCGUGUACAUCUUCCUCGUGCUGGCGCUGCUCGUGCUCUGCGGCUCGAUCUGGUACUACUGGAGCUACGCCCGUAAGAUCGAGCGGUUCCUCGCCCGCGAUAACCAGAACAACAACAUGAUGCGCCACCACCUCGUGGACAGCUUCCUCCAGCGCGGCGAAGAAGAGUGGCCGUGCUCGAUCUGCUUCCACGACAACCACCCGGACAAGAAGAGCUGUGUGAUGUGCGGCACCCCACGCAUCGUCACCGCGUCGACGCCGUCGAACUACUUGGCGCGCGCCUCGGGGCUGCACAAACAAGACUUUAGUCAGAGCAUGUUGAACCAGCAGUCGAGAGUGCGGAGCUUCCACGUCCGACGGCUCAAGCAGAUGGACCUGACGUCGAGACAGAAGGCAGCCGUGCGUCGGCAUUUGUGGAAGCGGAAGCGGGGAAACGAUGGCGUUAUGCGCUGGAUGCGUAUUGACGCACAGCAUGCGCAGGACCACGACGAGGGCGAGACGCAAGGGAAGCUCAAGGAGAUCCAAGACGGGACCAUGUACACUGGACUGAGUACGCCCCAUAAUGGCACGGCGAUCUUAGGGGAGGAAGAGUUCACCCGCACGUCCGACACUAGUCGCAUCUCAUCGACAUCUUCACAGAGAGAAGACAAUGAGAACAUUGCACUGGCGCUGCGUGAUUUCGGUGUCCCUGAGGACGAGGGACGUCACCCAGACAGUUCGUUCCUGUCGGCAAACAACGAGUUGGGGCGGCCGUCGUUCCAGCCGCUGCGUGCGACAGCACUGAAACGCCUGGAAGAAGCAGAGGAGCGACCGACAAUGGCGUUCUACUCACAGCAGAAUCCGUUUAACCCGGCGAAUGCUAGCGUAAAACCAGUCAAUGGUAGAGGCAAUAACAAGAGCCAGCUCACCUCGAUUCACAACUCUCGCGGAUUGAAUCACAUUGACGAAAAUAGGGAGGGAGUGAUGGGUGGACGCACGAUUUCUCAAGUUGGUGGACCAAAUGGAAUGGAUGACCGUCGUUUUAUGGAUACGAAUGAUACGGCCAUGUCCAGUGUGUCCACAGGCUACGUGCGACACGAAGACGGCGAGGGUGGCUACGAAUGGACCCCUGCUGGAACUGUGAUUGCUUUUACGUGUACCAGUCGCCGGAUGGAAUGCGAAGACGACUUUGAGGAGAUCGCUUCGCUGACUUUCCAAGACAAGAACCGUUGGUUUCUUGAGCAGGUGCAGAAGCGCUGGCGAAGCUACGAAGAGGGCCACAUCCAGUUCGUCGUGCGACGGGAACACGUCGUGAGCGAUUCGCUGGAGCAAAUGCUGAAGUGCCCACCUAGUCGCUUCUGGGAGCGGCUGCGCAUCUACUUUGAGAACGAGCCUGGGUUAGAUGCUGGUGGUUUAAUUCGCGAAUGGUACGAGAUCUUGAGUGACUCGCUCUUCAACGACGACUUCGGUCUGUUUAUUUCUACAAAGGGCGAGAACAUGGGUUAUUGGAUCAAUCCCGCCUCGGCGUCUAAGGUGCCGAAUCACUUGGAGUAUUACGAGUUCAUUGGUCGGUUGCUCGCCAAGGCGUUGAUUGAAGGGUAUAACAUGAAAAUGUCGCUUGCGCUGCCUCUUAUUAAGCACAUUCUUGGCGUGCCAAUUUCGUUCUCGGAUCUCGAAUUUUUGGAUGAAGACUUGUACAAGAAUGCGUUAUGGAUGAAGCAAAAUGAUGGCGCCGAUCUGCUUGCAAUUGACUUCACGGUGCAGGUGAUAACUUCUGAGGGGAAAUCUCAGACAGUGGAGCUGGUGCCUGGUGGCGCCACUCGAGACGUGACAGACGAGAACAAAAAGGAAUACUUGGAGCUCCUACUGAAGCACUAUAUGUUUGAGAGCAUUUCAGAGCAGCUGGGAGCUUUGCUCAUGGGUUUUUACGACGUCAUGCCGCAGUUUUUGAUCACGGUGUUUGACUAUCAGGAAUUUGAUCUUUUACUGUCUGGUGUGCCGGAGUUGGACGUAAACGAUUGGCACGCGCACAGUGAGGUACGCUGGGUUAAGCUGGAGAAGCCAACUCCCGUCGAGCAUCGCGUGCUAAAGUGGUUUUGGGAGUGUAUGGCUGAAUUUACAAGCGAGGAGCGCGCACGAUUGCUGCAAUUCGCUACUGGUACUUCUCGAGUCCCCGUUCAGGGAUUUAAAGCACUUACGAGUAGCGAUGGUCGUGUCCGACGGUUUACUAUACAGUUUGUACAGCGUGGACCUCCGCCAACUGGUCUCAUGCCUAAGGGCCACACGUGCUUUAAUCGAAUAGACCUCCCACUUUACCACACGAAGGCAGAAAUGGUUAACUAUUUGACGCUCGUGAUGAACAUGGAGAUCUCGGGGUUUUGGAUGGAGUGA
Molecule: messenger RNA, 2415 nt
Organism: Peronospora matthiolae
Lineage: Eukaryota; Oomycota; Peronosporomycetes; Peronosporales; Peronosporaceae
Source: the annotation of a GenBank genome assembly